UGACUUCCACCCCUAGGAAAUAAAAAAGUUUGGGUGCAAGAAAUUUUCGCUUUUUUCGCCAAUUUUCGUGUAUUUCAAAUGACAAAACGAUAACCAAAUCUAAGUCGACCAACCAGAUAGUGUGCAGAGUGAAAAACCCGAACCCAAAUACCCUUCCAGACAAAAAUAGUUGGCAACCAAAGCAACAACAAUGCACAUAUAGCAUCUGCGUGUGUUUGUGUGCGCUGUGUUUUUUUUUUGUUUAUUUGGCAAGUUCGUUUGGCCUACGUGAUUAAAAUAAGCGCAAGCGAACUAACAGUGAAAUGUUGGCUAAAACGAGUGCCGUAAUUCGCAUUGAUAAUUGAUAGCCAUAAUCUGUGUCUGUGUGUGUGUGUGUGAGGGGGCGAAGGUGGAGCAAGAAAGAAAAGAGCAGAGAGAGCAGUCAAGGUUAGAAUCGGUCGUCGCCUUUAGCUCUCCGACAAAAUGCAAUGAGCAGGGGUCGCGGAAAGGUCAGGGAUUCAGCCAGCGGUUCCGAUUCCUAUUCCGGAUCCAGGUCUGCCAUGGACCCACCUCGCUGCUCCAUCUGCGGCACUCAGCAGCAGCUACUGCGCUGCGCCAAGUGCAAGGCCGUCUACUACUGCUCCCCCGCCCACCAGCAUAUGGAUUGGCCCGCCCACCGCACUGAGUGCCGCCUCCUGACCCGCCAAAAGGUCAACAGCAGCAGCAUCGGCAGCGGCAACAACAACAAACAGCAACAGCGCCAGCAAAUCCAGCAACUACAACAGGCGGUGGCAUCCGCCAAUCUGGAGGGCAGUGGUGCUGGCGCCAACUGCUCCACCGCCCAGAUGAUGACGCCUGCCCACCAGGCGCAGAGCUGGCCCGCCGAGGUGGACAACCUGCUGAAUCUCCUGGGGCAGCCGGACAGCCAAGCGCAGGCGGCACCACAGGAAGUGGGACAAAAGCAGCAGCAGCAGCAGCAACACCACCACCACCACCACCAUCAUCAUCAUCACGGUGAAAAGAGCUCCAGCUAUCAAAUUGGACUGGCGGAUGCCAGUUUCUUGGGAUCAGGAAGUGAGCGCCGCUAUGAGGAUCUAUGCCGGAACAUCAUCAGCGACAUGAACCAGUACGGUUUGUCCGUUGUGGAUGAUUUCCUGGGCGUGGAGACGGGGCUGAAGAUCCUCAACGAGGUUCGGAGCAUGUACAACGCAGGCGCUUUUCAAGAUGGCCAGGUGGUCACCAACCAGAUGCCCGAUGCUCCCUCUUCGGCGGUUAGCGGCGACAAGAUCCGGGGCGAUAAGAUCAAGUGGGUUGGUGGCAAUGAGCCCGGCUGCAGCAAUGUCUGGUAUCUGACAAAUCAGAUUGACUCUGUGGUGUAUCGCGUCAACACGAUGAAGGGCAAUGGUAUUUUGGGCAACUAUCACAUCAGGGAGCGCACGAGGGCGAUGGUCGCAUGCUAUCCAGGAUCUGGAACGCAUUAUGUCAUGCAUGUGGAUAAUCCCAAAAAGGAUGGCCGCGUGAUAACGGCCAUUUACUACCUGAAUAUCAAUUGGGAUGCGCGGGAAAGUGGCGGCAUAUUGCGAAUUCGUCCAACGCCCGGAACAACAGUCGCGGACAUUGAACCGAAGUUUGACCGUUUGAUUUUCUUUUGGUCGGACAUUCGCAAUCCGCAUGAAGUGCAGCCUGCUCAUCGCACCCGCUAUGCCAUCACCGUCUGGUACUUCGAUGCCAAGGAGCGCGAGGAGGCUCUCAAUAGGGCCAAGCUGGAGAACAGCAAGACGAACAAUGUGGCAGCUCAGGCCCAAGCCCAGCUGGCUGAACCAGACUCAACCACAACCCCGCCCGCCACACCAGCAGCAGCAGCAGCAGCAGCAGCAACACCUUCAUCCACAUCUAGUCUGCCGGCCAGCAUGUCCACGGGAACGGGAGCGUUGAAUGCCAAUGUGUCGAGCAAUGCCUGCGCCGCUGGCAGCGAAAUAUGCACGUAACCCAAGCUGGCAGCGCAGCUAAGGGGCAACCAAAAAGUGUAAAUUAUUUCCAACCAAACACACAUGUAAAAAGCUAGUUAAAAAUUAUUUAUAGCUCCGGACGGGCGGCAGCCCAAGCCCGAAAUGCAAAAGUGAAUCAAAGCUCCUUUAGUCGUUAAGCCUCCUAGUUUAGUCUCUAAGUCGUAUCCUUAGUUAUUUUCGCAUUAACCAUUAGCUUACUGCCUUGUCAGCGUCCGAGUUGAUUGUUUAUUAAUUAUUAGUUUGUUGCAUCUUUGUCAGGACCUUUUGCCUAGCUCAUUCUUAGUUUUUGGCUGCCAAAGUAUUAUACCUAAAAAGAAGUUAACAAGCUUCAAAAGCAUCAGCAACGUUCGCGACGCUCAUUAUAUCCUAUCUCAAAAUUAUGUAACAAGCCAGCAAAUCGUGUGCAAAUGCGUUCGCUGGCAUCCCACUCAAUCUGUCGACUCUCAUGCAUCUAGUUAGAAAUCUUUCUGAUAUCGUUUACAUCUAAUAACAAGCGGAAAUAUAUGUCUGUCAGAAAUUUGUUCUCUUGUUAUCUCUAAAUCAUGAAAUAUGUGUAUUUAUGGCAUAUCUACAUAUUAUAUGUAUAUUUUUAUAUUAAAAAGCCUGAGCAAAUGA
Drosophila elegans is the source of this 2603-nucleotide messenger RNA. It is a transcript of the gene Hph, whose product is annotated as egl nine homolog 1. Gene Ontology annotation, cellular component: nucleus; cytoplasm. NCBI's taxonomy places the organism in Eukaryota, Metazoa, Arthropoda, Insecta, Diptera, Drosophilidae. Gene Ontology annotation, molecular function: L-ascorbic acid binding; peptidyl-proline 4-dioxygenase activity; ferrous iron binding. Gene Ontology annotation, biological process: peptidyl-proline hydroxylation to 4-hydroxy-L-proline; cellular response to hypoxia. The coding region runs from base 468 to 1967 and encodes 499 amino acids. The record is from RefSeq and is a predicted model, not a curated record. The transcript has 4 exons.